CGAUUUAUCAGUUUCUUUCUGAGUAAAUUUUUACAUUAGGGCCAUGAUCUGCAGAGACGUGAAUUACACCCGUGAUGACUACUUUGUCAUGUUUGUGCGAUGUAUGGGAGCCAGAACGUGGUUCACAAUGGCACUUGCAGCCAUUUUAAGUUCUUCAUUGCAGUCUUCGUCCAGCACCAGAGCCCAAACAUUAAUUCGUUUGAUACUGACUUGCGCCGUCUGCAUCCACAUUGCUCGUGCGUUUAGUUUUAAUGAUGUGGCGAAAUACGUCGACAAACCAUGGUGUUUGAUGGAGUGUUGCCAAGUUGAUUUUGGCUGGAUAAUUCAUACCAAUACCUCAGGCUUGCAAGAAGCUCUCAGUAUGCAGGUAUUUGGUCAGCAUCUAGUGACUGACCAUGUGGUUGGAGCAGUGGACGGUCAUCUCACCAACAAGGACCCGAACAAGCCACUGGUGCUGUCCUUCCACGGCUCGACUGGCACGGGCAAGAACUACGUCGCACGCAUCAUCGCUGAGACCAUCUAUAAAGAGGGGAUGAAUAGCAGAUAUGUCCACCACUUUUCUGCCAAUAAACAUUUCCCCCACAAAAGGAAACUUAAACAGUACCAGAAUUAUUUGAGGAGGUACGUGAAAGCGGCAGUCGCAUGGUGUCCCUUCCGACUCUUCAUCUUUGACGAGGUAGAGGACAUGCCGGAGGGGCUUCUGGAUUCCAUCAGGACCUUCCUGGAUUACAACAUCCACAUUGACGGAGUUGACUUCCGGAAAACCAUCUUCAUUUUCUUAAGUAACAUAGCCGCCCUUGAGAUAAGCCAAAAAACUGCUGAUCACCUGCUGGCCGGGAGAAGCCGGACAGAAAUCACGCUGAAGGAGAUGGAGAAGGUCAUUGAGGUCACUGCUAUUGAUGCCUCAGGUGAGUGCCACAGCAGGAAGGCUGGGACAUACUCAAGGGAUUACAUUGAAUGCGAUGUCAUUGGUCUCCUCAAUCGGGAGAGACUCCUUCCAACCUGGGGUAUGGGGUUCUUCGGUGUCGAACAAUCCCUGAAAUGA
This is a messenger RNA of Acanthaster planci (crown-of-thorns starfish), 1045 nucleotides long. Its product is annotated as torsin-1A-like. The record is from RefSeq and is a predicted model, not a curated record. NCBI's taxonomy places the organism in Eukaryota, Metazoa, Echinodermata, Asteroidea, Valvatida, Acanthasteridae. Gene Ontology annotation, molecular function: ATP binding; ATP hydrolysis activity.